CCAGAACGUUCUCGGCGGCGCCAUCUUGUGCUGGUGGCAGCGCAGGCGGAGCAGCGGUUGGCAUUGCCGGGCAGCAGAGGCUCCAGUCACAGGGCAGCCCCUCCGAGCCGUAGAGAUGCGGCACUCCAAGCGAACUAACUAUCCUGAGUGGGAUGAAAAGGAAAGUUGGGAUCAUGGAAAUUGCAGCAGCAGUCAUAAGAGAAAGAGGAGAUCGCAUAGCAGUGUGCGGGAGAGCAAGCACUGCAAACACAGUCACUCUAAAGUUCCUGAUAGUCACUGUGCAGAAGCCAGACCUGCAAAUGAAAGAGACCAUCAUGAACGGCGUUAUGUUGAAGAAUACAGAAAUGAGUACAGUCAAGUACAUGAAAAUGGACAUCAUCACAGAGACCAUGAAAAUGGCUAUCAUAACCACAGUAGCAAGUCAUCGGGCCACAGUGGAAGAAGUAGUUAUAAACGAAAAUACAAGAGUCAUCAUAGUGCCUCACAUCAUCAUGCACAGAUGAAGAGUCAUCGAAGGAAAAGAUCCAGGAGUGUAGAGGAUGAUGAGGAGGGUCACCUGAUCUGUCAGAGUGGAGACGUACUAAGUGCAAGAUAUGAAAUUGUUGCUACUUUGGGGGAAGGUGCUUUUGGAAAAGUAGUUGAGUGCAUCGAUCGCAAGGCGGGUGGUAGACAUGUUGCAGUGAAAAUAGUAAAAAAUGUUGAUAGAUACUCUGAAGCAGCUCGCUCAGAAAUUCAAGUUUUGGAGCAUUUAAAUGUGUCAGAUCCCAGCAGUACAUAUCGCUGUGUCCAGAUGUUGGAAUGGUUUGACCACCAUGGUCAUGUUUGCAUUGUUUUUGAGCUUUUGGGACUCAGUACCUAUGAUUUCAUCAAAGAGAAUGGUUUUUUGCCAUUUCGGCUUGACCAUAUUAGGAAAAUGGCAUAUCAGAUCUGCAAAUCUGUGAACUUUUUGCAUUUAAACAAACUCACUCAUACGGAUUUGAAACCUGAAAAUAUUUUAUUUGUGAAGUCGGACUAUGUAGAAGAGUAUAACCCCAAACUAAAACGGGAUGAACGCACACUGAAAAGUCCAGACAUUAAAGUUGUGGACUUCGGAAGUGCCACAUACGAUGAUGAACAUCACAGCACUCUAGUGUCAACAAGGCAUUACAGAGCCCCUGAAGUUAUUUUAGCACUGGGAUGGUCACAACCCUGUGAUGUUUGGAGUAUAGGCUGUAUUCUCAUAGAAUAUUAUCUUGGAUUCACAAUAUUUCCAACACAUGAUAGUAAAGAGCAUUUGGCAAUGAUGGAGAAAAUACUGGGACCAUUACCAGUUCACAUGAUACAAAAAACCAGGAAACGCAAGUAUUUUCACCAUGACCAACUAGACUGGGAUGAACAUAGUUCUGCUGGUAGAUAUGUGUCUAGGCGCUGUAAACCAUUGAAGGAGUUCAUGCUCUGCCAGGAUUCUGAGCAUGAGAAUCUGUUUGACCUGAUUCAAAAAAUGUUGGAGUAUGACCCAGCCAAAAGAAUUACUCUUGAUGCUGCCUUGAAGCAUCCUUUCUUUUCUUCUCUAUAAAGCAGGAUAUUAAGUAAAAUAAUCUGCACCUGUAUAGUUCUCCAGUGGAGAUUAUAGACUGUGUCAGUCAACAACAAACACCAUUUUAAAUAUUUAUUUUGUACAGUUAGCUUGGUAAAUUUCCUAUUUUGUAUGAUGAAUGUAGUCCUUGUUUGAACAUUUAAGUUUAUUGAUCCUAGUUGUUGAAAUAAACUUUCUGAAAAUUCU
Gavialis gangeticus (Gharial) is the source of this 1762-nucleotide messenger RNA. It is a transcript of the gene CLK1, whose product is annotated as CDC like kinase 1. The record is from RefSeq and is a predicted model, not a curated record. NCBI's taxonomy places the organism in Eukaryota, Metazoa, Chordata, Crocodylia, Gavialidae. Gene Ontology annotation, cellular component: nucleus. The transcript is spliced from 13 exons. Gene Ontology annotation, molecular function: ATP binding; protein tyrosine kinase activity. Gene Ontology annotation, biological process: protein phosphorylation; regulation of RNA splicing. The coding region runs from base 116 to 1555 and encodes 479 amino acids.